AUGCAUAAUAUACACCCGCUAAUUCUCCCCGACAUUGUUGAGACAGAAACAGCUGCUGUUCAGCUUGAGACAGAGCGUAUAUGUAUGCGUCAUUUGUCAGAUAAUAUACAUGAACCACAGCUUAAUUUAACGUCUCAUAUUACAUAUCUUCUUAAUGUUCUUACAAAGCCUCUACCUAAGCCAUAUAUAGCAUUAGAUGCAUCUCAGCCUUGGAUUAUCUACUGGACACUAUGUGCUUAUUCGCUACUUGGGCAGUCGGUUGAUAUGUAUAAAGAAAGGACAAUAAGCUCUAUUAAAGCAAUGCAGCUUGAAUCAGGCGGUUUUGGCGGAGGUCAUGGUCAAAUUGCACAUUUGGCGUCUACAUAUGCAGCAGUGAUGGCUCUUUGUAUAGUUGCUCUUUAUCAUUGGAUUCUCCAAUUGAAGCAACCAGAUGGUGGAUUUUUGAUGCAUGAAGGGGGUGAGAAAGAUGCACGAGCAGUUUAUUGCGUAUUUUCAGUUACAUCUUUAUUGAAUAUUAUGACUCCAGAAUUGGUGGAAGGAACAGCAGCAUGGCUUUCUAGAUGCCAGACCUAUGAAGGAGGCCUUUCUGGAUCACCAGGAUCGGAAGCACAUGGUGGAUAUGCAUUUUGUGUUCUAGCUUCUUUGUGUUUAAUUGGUUCGCCACACAAAAUGCUUGAACAGUAUUUGAAUGUGCCAAAAUUGAUGAGAUGGUUGGCAUUUCGUCAGUCUACAAUAGAAGGGGGGUUUUCUGGUCGAACAAAUAAAUUAGUCGAUGGAUGCUAUACUUGGUGGAUUGGUGGAUGUUGGGCGAUACUUUCUGGAGUUAUUAAGGGCAUUAAAGAACCAUUGAUUUCAAAGGAUGCAUUACGAGCGUUUAUCCUGAAAUGCUGUCAAUAUCAAGACGGUGGACUUAGAGAUAAACCCGGAAAACAUCCUGAUCAGUAUCAUACAUGUUAUUGCAUUGCAGGUCUUUCAGUGGUUCAAAAUGUAUUUACGUAUUUGGAUGAUGAGCAUAAUAACACACCAUUGGGAAAAAAUGUAUUUAACUGGUACCAUGAAGAAACAGUAGAACAAGCAAUAUUUGCUACAGAUCAUAUUAAGGCAGUACAUCCAAUUUUAGGUAUUCCUAUGGACAAAAUCGGCGCAAUUUACUCAUGGAAUAAUAAACAAAAACCUUUAUAA
This is a messenger RNA of Pneumocystis jirovecii RU7, 1182 nucleotides long. Its product is annotated as protein farnesyltransferase. Gene Ontology annotation, cellular component: protein farnesyltransferase complex. Gene Ontology annotation, molecular function: protein farnesyltransferase activity. The record is from RefSeq and is a predicted model, not a curated record. The transcript is spliced from 8 exons. The coding region runs from base 1 to 1182 and encodes 393 amino acids. Gene Ontology annotation, biological process: protein farnesylation. Lineage: Eukaryota; Fungi; Ascomycota; Pneumocystomycetes; Pneumocystales; Pneumocystaceae.